Pteropus alecto (black flying fox) is the source of this 3563-nucleotide messenger RNA. It is a transcript of the gene NIPA2, whose product is annotated as NIPA magnesium transporter 2. NCBI's taxonomy places the organism in Eukaryota, Metazoa, Chordata, Mammalia, Chiroptera, Pteropodidae. The transcript has 6 exons. Gene Ontology annotation, molecular function: magnesium ion transmembrane transporter activity. Gene Ontology annotation, biological process: magnesium ion transport. The coding region runs from base 930 to 2012 and encodes 360 amino acids. The record is from RefSeq and is a predicted model, not a curated record. Gene Ontology annotation, cellular component: membrane.
GCCCCCGAAGCCCGGCUCGGCCCUGUCGCGCGUCCGUUCAGGUCAUUGAAAUAGUUCACUUGCGUUGUGGGGAGCGUUAGAAGAUGGUUUCCGCGGAGAUGUGAGCAAGCGGUUUUCAUUUCGUAACUUCUGUAAAGUCGCUGAAUCCUCUUUCCCGCUCCAUACAGCUGCGCUAAACUCAGUUUACCUUUAGUUUUGUGUCUCUUUAAUCUCGCCACCAGGUUUUUCAAUUCUUUUGAUAGAAGACUACGUCUUAGUUGUUUCUAGAAAUUCUUCGUAUGCCGCGUGCCCAGUUAGUGCUUUUCUUUUUGAAGUAAUAAGAAGAAAUGUGAGAAAACAGAUCCUUGUUUCACAGAGGCUAGUAACCACGUUUUACGAAGUGCUUACUAACUAUUCAGUCUUUUUGCCUACUUCUGUAUUUUCUUCUUCCCAGGCCGGAGCUACUCUGCCAGGUUGAAAAGUUUAAAUGACCAUAAAGGGUAUUAUUUACGAGGAAAUGAGAGGAAGUCAUCUCUACCUCUUCCAGUCUGUUUUCCUUAGGAGACCAUAUUAAGCUUACAUGGAAAUUAAAACUUUAAUAAAUAACUAAUGCUGCCAAGUUAAAGUUGAGAUUCAGGUUCUGUAGUAUUUGUAAGUACUGCAUUUCAAAAUAAUUAGCCAAAUGAGAAGUUGGAAAAAGUCAAACCUGUGGAAACUAAGCAGAAGUGAAGACUGCGAGCUCUGAACUUUCCCCGUGAUGCGGGCCGUCCGGCCGUAGAGCCCAGCGGACUCUUCGGAUUUCAUUUCUGGCGGUGUGACUUUCUUCGUGGCCCUCUGUGCGCAGCUUAACCUCUAUCUGCAGCGGCCCGCGUCACCCUGCCUCCAGCACCAGCGGUUUCUCUGUCCUGUGAUCAAUGUGAUUCACAGGAACUUCUUCAGUAACAAACGAAAUGAGCGAGGGGCGUGGAAAAUAUGACUUUUAUAUCGGUCUGGGAUUGGCUAUGAGCUCCAGCAUUUUCAUUGGAGGCAGUUUCAUUUUGAAAAAGAAAGGACUUCUGCGGCUUGCCAGAAAAGGCUCCAUGAGAGCAGGUCAAGGUGGCCAUGCAUACCUCAAAGAGUGGCUGUGGUGGGCGGGGCUGCUGUCAAUGGGAGCAGGUGAGGUGGCCAACUUUGCUGCGUAUGCCUUCGCACCGGCCACCCUCGUGACUCCGCUGGGCGCUCUGAGCGUCUUGGUAAGCGCCAUUCUGUCUUCAUACUUCCUCAGCGAGAGACUGAACCUUCACGGGAAGAUCGGCUGUUUGCUGAGCAUCCUGGGGUCCACAGUUAUGGUCAUUCACGCCCCAAAGGAAGAGGAGAUCGAGACUUUAAAUGAAAUGUCUCACAAGCUCGGGGAUCCAGGCUUUGUGGUCUUUGCGACACUCGUGGUCAUUGUGUCCUUGAUACUGAUCUUCGUGGUGGGGCCCCGCCACGGACAGACGAACAUCCUUGUGUACAUAACGAUCUGUUCCGUGAUCGGGGCGUUCUCCGUCUCCUGCGUAAAGGGCCUGGGCAUCGCCAUCAAGGAGCUGCUUGCUGGGAAGCCCGUGCUGCGACACCCGCUGGCCUGGACCCUGCUUCUGAGCCUCGUGGUCUGUGUGAGCACGCAGGUCAACUACCUGAACCGGGCGCUGGACAUAUUCAACACGUCCAUCGUGACCCCGAUAUACUAUGUCUUCUUCACCACGUCCGUUCUGACGUGCUCAGCGAUUCUGUUUAAGGAGUGGCAAGAUAUGCCUGUUGACGAUGUCAUUGGUACUCUGAGUGGCUUCUUUACAAUCAUUGUGGGAAUAUUCUUGUUGCAUGCCUUUAAAGACGUCAGCUUUAGUCUAGCAAGUCUUCCUGUAUCUUUUAGAAAAGACGAAAAAGCAACGAAUGGCAAUCUCGCUAAUAUGUAUGAAGUUCUGAGUAACAGUGAAGAAAGUUUAACUUCCGGAAUCGAACAACACCCUGGUGAAAACAUCUCUCGAAGAAAUGGAAAUCUGACAGCUUUUUAAGAAAGAGGUGAUGAAAAAGUAAAUCUAUAAUUGUUAAGUGAAUUUGAAUAUCAGAAUGUUUCUGAAAAAGCAUUAUUCUCAAAUAAUGUUCUCUAGAGACAAUCUUUUUUAAAGUUUCACUAAUUUGGACCAAGAAGUUACUUUUCUUAUAUUCAGAUGAUGGUCGCUCACUAAAAUGACCUCGGUACCAGGCCAGUUUUUGUUAACGUUGUUGUUAUCGUGGUGGUACUGAAACUUUUCCUUCUCCCAAAUCUAAAUGCACUGAUGACAGUUUUAAGUCUAUAAAAAUGCUUUAUUUUUUCAUUGGUGAUGAAAGUCUGAAUUGGACAUCUGUCAUGCCCACUCCGUCAAUCCCUGACUAUUUUUAAACCUUUUUGAUUUAAAAAAGAACAAAACCAUCCCAAUACAUUAUCCUGUGAUUUACCCUACCUACAGAAAUGACUUCUGUUCUAAUUAUUUUAAUUUUGAAAUGUUAAAGAGAAUCCUAAGGUUAUUAAAUGAAAGAAACUCACUUAUAAAACAAAGGAUAGGAAAUCACUCCACAGGAGCAUUCCUCAGGCUGUGACUUGUCCCCACACACACUGGAUGGCCUUCCUCCCUGGCCCUGUGUUGACCCAGUACAUCCUGCAUCUGUCGGGCUGCCUGGCCUGACCGGCUGCAUUCUUCAGUGACUCUGAUCCCCGACACCUGGGACCUUGGUUACCCUCUUACAUCUCUUGUACUUGCCAGUGUAUUUUCAUAAUGAGUCACACUCUCAUACAGAUCUUUUGGCCACUCUGGGAAAUGUUAGACCAGGGUAAUUUUUAAAAUUUAGCUCACGUUACGAUAGACAAACUGAAACAAAGUUCUAAGUCCGGAUGCGUACGACAAACUUAAGAUGUUUGUACCAAGUACUUUACUUUGCUUGAAUUCAUUUGGACAACUCCAUAUUUUGAUCUUUUCAAAACAUCAAUGAAAAAAAUGUUUACAGAAAAUUUCAAACAUAUGCAAAAAAGGCUGAAUAGUAUAAUGAACUCAGCCUCAGACCCUGUCAUGGUAGCAGUUAAUUGGCCUCAAGAAUAUGUUGACAGUGUCCACCUGGGUGACAGGACGAACCCAGGUUGUGACUACUCUGCUCUUCUGCCCAGGGACACACAGCUUGACUCCGCGGUCCGCUGUGACCAGCCUCCACGGGCACCUCACUGUCCUUGUUGGGGGCAGGGGGCGUGUGGGCGCAUCCCCUGACGAUGGGACAUCCCACACAGCACUCUGCUGGCUUUAUCAGGAAGAGCUGGCUGUCCCUAUGCUUCAUGAAAUAAGUCCCCAUUUCCCCAACAUUUUAUCAUUGACUCUGCAGAGAGCUUUUUUAGACGUUUUUAUCCUACUGUCUCCCCCACUCCCCCCGGUAUAAUUUUAGCACCGCAGAUACACUGUGUAUUUGAUUAUGUGCUGUAUCGUAUCUGUACUUUGUACACAAUAGGGUAAGAACCAGUUUUCACCCGCUUCGGUGUGAUACUGCCCUCACUGAGAAUGCAGAGAUUAAUAAUAAAUUCUUAAUUAUUUAACACCUUA